Molecule: messenger RNA, 1193 nt
Organism: Bursaphelenchus xylophilus (pine wood nematode)
Lineage: Eukaryota; Metazoa; Nematoda; Chromadorea; Rhabditida; Aphelenchoididae
Source: the annotation of a GenBank genome assembly
AUGUCCGAGAGGUCGGGUGUUAUCACCGGACUUCUAAUAAUCGGAUGGAUUCUGCCCUGUAACGCAAUCAAAUCGCAGUUUGAGGUAAGACCCAGUCGAACAACUUUCUUUAAUCGUGCAGGCAAAUUGCUUUCCCGGGUGUACUUGUAGCCCAGAAGAAUACAAAUGUGUGGGUCUAGGUGAGAAGACCACGGAUGUGUUUAAGAGCAUACGCCCUGAGGUAUACCAUGAUCUGGAUACUGUAAUCGUGACAGGAAAUCAAUUUGGCGAUCUUGAGGCCGAGAACUUGUUUGGAAAUAACGUGAGACAUCACCGCUUGACUUUAUUGGAUCUGUCCAAUAAUCAUCUCACCUCGUUUGGGAUCCAAACAUUAAUCGGGGCCUCCAGGGUCGAAACGCUCAAGCUAGACCAUAACGAUUUGACCGCCUUCGCUGACGAUCAACCACUCAAUUUCUUAACUUCACUCAGAAUCAUCGAUCUCACCGAUGCUUUCGGGGCACAUGCCAGUGUAAAAAAACGUGCAGAUCUGGUGAGGACCUUGUUUAGAAACAACCACUCCUUCACAGACCUUUAUGAGGUAAACCUAAGUAACAACCAGCUUCGAUAUCUCCAUCCAGAAACCUUCUGUAAUGUAAGAAUCUUCAAACAAGAAAAGCAAGCACUUUAGGUCAAAGGAUUGAGUCGGCUAAUCUUGACGAACAAUCAGAUUAGUGACUUCCAAAUUGCGGACGGUUGUUUGGAAGGCCUAGCGUCCCUGGAACUUCGACUAAACCGUUUUAUUUCCAUACCCAGCCAUAUCUGGAAGUCUUUGCCAUCGUUAAACACACUGGACUUCUCUAAAAAUCCACUUGCAUGCGACUGUGGCUUACAAAGUUUUCAUGAAUUUGCGCUUGACGAAGCCAAUUCGUUUCUUUCUCAAGUAAGCGGCAGAGUAAAGUGAUUUAAUGUUUUAGGGAGAGACUUUAUGCUCAACUCCAGAAAAAUACAAAGGCAGGUCCGUAUUCGACGUUGAAGAAAACUUUUGCCGUGGGAACGGCGGAGUUUUUCAUUGGUUUGUGCUUUUAUUGCUGGCCACUGUGAUUUUAUUUGGUUACAAAGAAUACAGGAAAAGAGGAAAGGCCAUAAAUUUCAAGAUUUUCCAAGGAUACUCACAACUACAAACGGACAAUGGAAAUCAGCCCGCGUUUGUUUAA